CUAGUGUAGAGUUCAAAGUUGACAAGCAAACGGAACAUCAACAAAGCAACUAGAAAAUAGACACGUAACAGCGAGUUAGACUAAUUUUUCAUUUAAGCAGUUAGACAGUAAACCAAAUCUUACAUAUAAUAAUAAUCGUGCAUUUCAAUCGAAAAAUGACAAGCAUAUUAUCAAAACAAAGUUUAAUUUUGACCACUUUCAGUCUUGCCUUGACUCGACUUUCUUACUGCUCUGUCACAUACUCGAAUAUACCGUCGAUAGCCAACUAUUUUGGAACGAAAGGGCGGUAUGAAGAGGUAAACCCUUAUUUGUUAAACAACAUUACAUUGGUCAAUAAAUCGUUUUUAAUACCGACUUCAUCUGAAGGGUGUAAGCCCGUUCAUGUAACUGCAAUCAUACGACAUGGGACCAGAUAUCCCACCGUUAAAAACAUAAAGCGAAUGCAACGCCUGUAUGAUUUGGUGAUAAACGAAGCCUCCAACGAUGAAACAUGGUUGGAGGAGAUCAAAAGCUCCUGGAAGAUGUGGUAUACUGAUGACAUGGAUGGCAAACUUGUAGAGAAAGGCAGAGACGACCAUAGAUAUUUGGCAGUGCGAUUGUCCAAGCUGUUUCCGUCUUUACUCAGCGAAGCAAAUCUGAGACAUCACCGUAUCAGGUUUCAGACCAGCUCCAAGCACCGCUGUGUGGACAGCAUCGAGGCCUUUCAACAAGGCCUUCACAAACACUGGGGGCUGGAAGAGGUGUGGUAUCGACAUGAGGUGAACGACAAACUCAUGCGUUUCUUUGAGCACUGCCGCGGCUUUGUGGAGGCUGUGGAAAACAACAAGACUGCCCUGGCGGAGGUGAAGAAGUUCAAAGAGGGGCGGGAGAUGGGAGACGUUCGGAGGAAGAUGGCCCAACAACUCAACGUGCCAUAUGAACGCGUCACGCCAGACAUGGUGGAGGCAGCGUUUUUCCUGUGUGCCUACGAGUUUGCCAUUAAGUCCCUGCACACCCCAUGGUGCCACCUCUUCGAUCUGAAUGACGCUAAGGUGUUGGAGUAUAAGAAUGACCUGAAGCAGUUCUGGAAGAGGGGUCAUGGCCACAGCAUCAACAGCAGGUCCAGCUGUGUGUUGUUCCAUGACCUGUUCAACCGGCUGGAGCUGGCCGUCCAGCACCUCAGGCUAGGCCAGGAGCUGCCCGAGGCCGUCACCGUCCAGGUGGGGCACGGCGAGACGCUGCUCCCCCUUCUGUCCCUGCUGGGCCUCUACAAGGACCCAGCCCCGCCCACCGCAGACAACUACUCCCAACAGCACGGACGAAGUUUCCGUACCAGUGAGAUCGUCCCCUACGCCGCCAACAUGCUCUUCAUCCUGUACGACUGUCGCGACGGACCCAGAGUCCAGUUCCUCCUGAACGAGACGCCGGUUCGAUUCCCGGGGCUGACGUCGGAGACAGAAGUGCCCCUGUACAGUGAAGUUCGCCAGAAAUACCGGGAGCUGUUGGAGGGAUGCGACGCGCAGAAGGAGUGUGAGUUCGGAAUCCGGCCACAGUAUCGUGGUCACCAUGGAAACACCGAACUAUAGAAAGCUCACAGCUCACCAAUAGAGGAGCUCCUGUUCAACCCCAUUCUGACUGAACUACAAAGAGGCAUUAUAUGGCAGAAGGUUCUACAAACAGAAGACACUUUUCUGGAGUAAGACUCUCACGAUACAGAAUUGAUUACCUUUUUGGUGAACCGUAAUAGGGUAUUUUCAGGUAGGUAUAAUAUUUUACCGUCUUUUUAGGCUGAUUUUGAUCAUGAAAAGCUUUAUAUGUUUAUGAUUAUGGGUAUUUAAUCUUGGAUUUUGUAUUGAAACAUUGUGGGAUUUGAGAUUAGUUUUGACUGAUUUAGGGAUAUUUUAAGGUAAUAUAUUUUAAGUUUACACAUGGCUUUGGUUAGAAAAUAGGAUUUUGUCAUAAGGCAAUUGUAAUGAGGUGAUGAACUGUAUUGUUAUUCAAUACUGUUACAUCAUUUUAAUUAUUUUUCUACUGUUUGAUUUGAGUGUUUUUUUAUAUUUUUUUUACAAAGUUAAAACACUGGGAUUUAUUAUAUUGUCCUGAAAUCAUUACCAAAGUAGUCAGUUUAGUUUUAUCUUGAAAUACCAGUUUACAUUAGUUUUUUAAGCAAUUCCGUUUUUGGUGAUGGGAUCAUUUCUAUGGAAAUUUUAGCUCUGAGAUGAAUGCCAAAAUGUGCCUUUUUUCAUUACAAGCUUUAAUAAAUAUUCUUAUUGAUAGGUAAACUUGAUCUUUAAUUAAGUUUCUGAGCUGCAAUUCAAAUAAAGUAGAGGAAGCAUAACAAUUACAAAGCUAGUCAAACCAAAUGUUGGGGUACUUACCUUGUAAAAUAGUUCAAUUUAAAGUCUAAAUGUAUAAGACUGAGCCCCUCCCAGUUAGUAGGCGGGAGACUUCGUAUUCAAUAAACUCAGUGGAUUAGUACGAUUCUCGGGAAAAAAAAGAGGGGCUGGCAAGCACUUUAAUUGUAGAAUAUAUCAUUUAUAGGGUGGGCUUUUAUUGAUAACAUUAUUGAAAUCACUGUCGUCCAGCAUUGACAUGUACGUCAGUCAUUUUAAGCUAUGAGCUCAAUUUGAAUUUUUCACAUUGCGACUUUAAGACCAAUUUAAGCCACUUUACUUUACAAUGAGAUUGUUUGAGGAAAGCCAGCACUAAUCCUACACCCCGUUUCAAAAGUUGAGUGAUGCAUUGGACAAAACUUUGCGUCUUACGUAUUUUUAAUGAACCAAUAAAAUACACACACCAGCCCAAUGACAAAUCUAAAAACACCUUUUAACUGAAAAUGUCAGCCUACUCAAAGCAUCCACAAUAGUUUUAUUUAUAUCAUAUUCACAAGGAAAAUACACAAUUAAACCACGCCUUGAGUACACAACGGUCCUCAAUUCUUCCCUUCUCCGGAGUUCCUUAGAGGUAAUGAAUUAGUAUGGCCUCUAUAGAAAGCAGUGCCCUCUUGACAGUGCAUUCUUACAUUGAAAAUGUACCCGUUUUACAUAAAAUAUUGAAAAAUAAUCCCACCAAUUCUAUAAUAACCAGUUUUUUCUGAAUGCUUAAAACCUGUGAUUCCUAAGAGGCUGUUCCUGAAACCAUUAACACUUGCCAAUACCUUUACCAAGUAAGCCAAACUGAAUUUUCAUCAUAACAAACAUUAGAACCAUAAAAUAUGUUUAGAACAAAACACACUUUAUGCAAAACUGUAAACAUCUCAUUGCUGCCCACUCAUUUUGCAACUGAAUAACACUUCUAGCAGAACUGUGCGCAUUGGUCUCUACAUUGAUGCACAAUUUCUCCAAUUGCGAUACCACAUUGACAAAUUCUAUUGAAUACUCUGCAUGAUGUUGGAGUAGUAGUCCAAAACACUCUGCACUGAGAAAAUAAAUAACUUUUCCUUAUUUGUAUCUGUCUUUUUGCAAAAUAGUUUAAGAAUUUCUGCUUUUGCAAGAGAUGUCAUGUUUUGUUGGUUUGCUACAAGGUUUUGUGAUAAG
Messenger RNA from Gadus macrocephalus (Pacific cod), 3515 nucleotides. It is a transcript of the gene minpp1b, whose product is annotated as multiple inositol-polyphosphate phosphatase 1b. Gene Ontology annotation, molecular function: inositol phosphate phosphatase activity; acid phosphatase activity. The record is from RefSeq and is a predicted model, not a curated record. The transcript has 7 exons. NCBI's taxonomy places the organism in Eukaryota, Metazoa, Chordata, Actinopteri, Gadiformes, Gadidae. The coding region runs from base 156 to 1565 and encodes 469 amino acids.